Chondrus crispus (carragheen) is the source of this 1500-nucleotide messenger RNA. Its product is annotated as Serine/threonine protein kinase Mitochondrial. NCBI's taxonomy places the organism in Eukaryota, Rhodophyta, Florideophyceae, Gigartinales, Gigartinaceae. Gene Ontology annotation, molecular function: protein serine/threonine kinase activity; ATP binding. The transcript is spliced from 2 exons. Bases 1 to 1326 code for a protein of 441 amino acids. Gene Ontology annotation, biological process: intracellular signal transduction; peptidyl-serine phosphorylation. The record is from RefSeq and is a predicted model, not a curated record.
AUGCCAGCCAUAAAGAUCAAGAUGUUGGCGAAAGCGCGGUCUAUGACUCUUAGGUCUCGGCAAACUGUCACGUUAUACGCCUCAGACAGUUACGAAUUGGAAAAGUGGAACACGCUGCUGGCGGAUGCUCAGAGAACACCAGUCAAAAAUCUCUCUGAUUUUGACGUCGUCGACGAGCUCGGCAGUGGCGGCUAUGGAACUGUCUUUAAGGCAGAGGACAGGAACACGGGAGAUGAAAUGGCCGUGAAAGUCAUCCACAAGAAGACUCUGCACCAAGAUGUUCGGGUGUACAGAAAUGCUUUGGCAGAGCGUCGGAUCCUAGAACUCGUGCGGGGGCACCCGUUUGUAUUGGGUAUGCACUUCGCAUUCCAAAGUGCUCACAAGUUGUACUUGGUCACAGAAUUAUGCCACUCUGAUCUGUACGAUUUUAUAGACGAAUCGCUCGCAAGGGGCCGAGUCGCUUCCGAGUCCACGGCACGAUGCCUCAUAGCGGAGAUGACGCUGGGCUUGGAGCAUCUCCACGAAAGGGGUGUUCUUCAUCGGGAUUUGAAACCCGAAAACAUCCUGAUAGAUAAGAACGGCCAUCUCUGCCUUGCCGAUUUCGGACUGGCGAAGCAGCUGCAGUGGAAUAUCGAGGGCAGGCUGGUGCGAGCACGCUCUCGUGUUGGAACACCGCAGUACAUCGCGCCCGAUAUGAUACGACAUCAGUCGUACGAUACGAGCGUCGACUUUUGGGCAAUGGGUGCGAUUCUGUAUGAACUUCUCACCGGGCAGCGUCUUAUUCGCUCGAGAAACAUGCGCCAUAUUUUCUUCGAGAUCACGCAUUUGAAAAAGACGGCUGUCCCCGGUUUGUCUCCCGCCGGCAUGAGUUUUCUUCGACGGUUACUGGAAAAAGAUCCCUUGAAGCGCCUUGGAUCCGGCAUUGGCGGCACAACAGAAAUCAAAAAUCACGAGUGGCUUGCCGGAGUCGACUGGGAAGCCAUCAAGGAAAGGGCAUCAGAUUCGGGGCCUUUGUCUGAUUUCAUCUUGUCAAAGAUUCGGGGGAGCUGCACACGUCGAGGCUAUGCACAGCGACCAAUAAAUCGCAACCAGCGGGGAAAUCGUACAAGAAGGCAAAUCUACAGGGAUUGCUUGAGGGACCUUCACUAUGUAUGUACAAACUUGAAAAGAGAGCUUGACGAGGAUAUCCAACCGGUGAACUGCAUGUUUACGAAUGACGAUGACUCUAUUAGCAACCUUGUUCCCCUCUCCAGCAGACCAGAAGCACCGAUGAGUCGAAAAAGCAGACAUAUUAUUGCUGGGUAUCGUUUUUCCCCAAGAAUGUGAGCUUCACAAAGCACUGUUUUAGUGACAAAUGGUUUCCAAUCCCGGUGACUCGCCACGGGCUUCGAGCUCCAAGAAAAAGAUUCCCCACCGUGUACGGUGCCUCAUUUACACCCAUCUUCGAGCCGAAGGCUUAGGUAUCACUUCACUUGUAAUAAACGCUCUGGAAUAUAUACU